Molecule: messenger RNA, 820 nt
Organism: Fopius arisanus
Lineage: Eukaryota; Metazoa; Arthropoda; Insecta; Hymenoptera; Braconidae
Gene: EMC6
Product: ER membrane protein complex subunit 6
Exons: 5
Coding region: 310-654 (114 amino acids)
Biological process (GO): autophagosome assembly; protein folding in endoplasmic reticulum
Cellular component (GO): EMC complex; endoplasmic reticulum; membrane
Source: RefSeq, a predicted model, not a curated record
AACAUAAAACCAACACGUCCUCAUGACAGUUUAUGUUUACUUCAUGCUCCAAAUUUUCCCAGUGAAUUUUUAUGUAAAUCAAUCAAAUUAAUUCUAUUUCGGAAAUGAUUUUUACCCUUUGAUAAACUUGCAGAUCACGUCACAGAAGAAGGAACUUUUGGCCACCUAUUGCAGUCUCUUUUCAGUACCAUCAGCUGAUGGAAUAAAGUGGAAGGUGGAAGGGGUGGAAGCCUAGGAGAAAAGGAAGUGUUUGUUGUGCUAAGUGGAUUUACCAUUACGAGUACCACAAACGAGAAUAAACUAAACGAGAUGUCCACCAAAGUGAGAACGAAACAAGACAAGAGUGGAGAUGUAAUUGCCUACAGCGAGGGGGCUGUCAGGAACAAUGCAGCUGUUGUGGAAUAUUGUAGGAUAUCCAUGGCAGCGAUGUCAGGAGGAACUGCUGGAUUACUCGGCCUCACGGGUCUUUAUGGAUUUGGAUUCUAUGUUUUUGCUGUUUUUGCUUUAUGGGCUCUAUUAUUAUUCAAAGCUGGAGGUCAGUGGAAGAAAUAUUUCAUUAGUAGACACAGCCUUUUGACGAAUGGAUUUUUCGGAGGACUUUUCACAUAUGUGCUCUUCUGGACGUUUUUAUACGGAAUGGUACAUGUCUAUUAAAGUUUCAGCAUCAUAGGAUUUCGUACUUGGAAACUGCAUUUUUACGAAUCAAAUUCAUCACUAUCACUCGUUAGUAACCUAUAUUAUUCUCUUCACAUUCUUGAUUUCAAUACUUAACAUUCGAUUAAGUGUGGAUAAUGAUUUAAUAAACCAAAUCUAUUGAUAA